Scheffersomyces amazonensis is the source of this 1456-nucleotide messenger RNA. RefSeq names its product DNA primase subunit. The record is from RefSeq and is a predicted model, not a curated record. Gene Ontology annotation, biological process: DNA replication, synthesis of primer. Bases 53 to 1441 code for a protein of 462 amino acids. The transcript has a single exon. Gene Ontology annotation, cellular component: alpha DNA polymerase:primase complex. NCBI's taxonomy places the organism in Eukaryota, Fungi, Ascomycota, Pichiomycetes, Serinales, Debaryomycetaceae.
UAAAGAACUAAUCACUAAUUACUGAUUACUAAGUAUAUACCAUACAAUUAAUAUGACUCAAGACUUAGAGGAGCCUCAAGGUCAAGCUAUUCAAAAUACUUAUGAGUCCCAGACUCAACCUCAGGGUCAGAAAUGGAAACCUUCAUCAGCAGAUAUGCAACAUUAUUAUGAAAGACUCUUACCAUUUCGAUAUGUAUUUCAAUGGUUAAGUCAUUCACCUAAACCAACUAAAGAUUUCACCAUGAGAGAAUUUGCAUAUGAACAUAGAUCAGGAGCAUAUCAACGUUAUAAUUCAUUUGAAAGUCAAGAAGAAUUUAAAAAAUCAGUAGUUAAUGCUAAUCCAACUAGAUUUGAAAUUGGUGCCGUAUAUACUGUUAAUCCUAAAGAAAGAAGAAAUUUACCAAAAAAUGCAUUAAAACCAAUAUCAAAAGAACUUGUGUUUGAUAUUGAUUUAACUGAUUAUGAUGAUAUUAGAACUUGUUGUCAAGGAACUGAUAUUUGUAUGAAAUGUUGGAAAUUUAUUAGAGUUGGAUCAAAGAUUAUUGAAUCAGCUUUACGAGAUGAUUUUGGAUUUAAACAUCUAGUAUGGGUUUUUUCUGGUAGAAGAGGAGCACAUUGUUGGAUUAGUGAUUCAAGAGCAAGAAAUUUAGAUGAAUUAACUCGUAAAGCAAUAGUUGAAUAUAUGGAUGUUUUAUCAAGUAUACGUGGAAAUAAUAAAUUUAUGAAAAAGAUUAAAAAACCUUAUCAUCCUCAUGUUGAAAGAUCUUUUAAUUAUUUAAAACAAGAAUUUAUUGAUAUAAUUCUUGAAGAUCAAGAACCUUGGUUAACUUCAUCUACUACACCGAAGGAUGCCAAAGCUUGGACUCAAAUUGAAGAACUUUUAUCAUUUAUACCUGAAAAAUCAUUACAAAUAGAAUUACGUAAUAAAUGGAUUAAUCAAAAUUCAUUAUCAACUUCUAAAACUAAAUGGGAAGAUAUUAAUGAAGUAGCUAAAAGAGUAUUGAAAACUCAAAUUCAAGUAUUACAAUUAAAUGAAGCUAAAAAGGAUAUUAUUAUUUAUUAUAUGUAUCCAAGAUUAGAUGUAGAAGUUUCAAGACAAAUGAUUCAUUUAUUAAAAUCUCCAUUUUGUAUUCAUCCUGGUACUGGGAAUGUAUGUGUACCAUUUGAUCCUAGUAAAAAUAUAUCUAAUAAUUCUGAAGAUGAUGAAUAUGGAUUUAAUCCAACAACUGCACCUAACUUGAAAUUAAUUCAAAGUGAAUUAGAAGAAUGGGAUAGAAAACCAAAGAAUUCCAAUGAAAAUGAAAAUGAAAAAAGAUUAGCAGAUUAUGAAAAGACAAGCUUAAAGCCUUAUAUUGAUUAUUUUGCCAAAUUCGUCAAUGAAUUAAUAAAGGAAGAAUUAAGUGGAAAGAGAAGUAGAGAAGAUGAUUCACUCGAGUUUUAGGUUAUCUAUAUAUAU